Molecule: messenger RNA, 270 nt
Organism: Macaca mulatta (Rhesus monkey)
Lineage: Eukaryota; Metazoa; Chordata; Mammalia; Primates; Cercopithecidae
Source: RefSeq, a predicted model, not a curated record
GACAGCAGUGCAGCUGACAUGGAUAUUCUCUUUCCUCUGAGUGUUAUCGAUACAGAGCUGUGCCCCAGCCCCGUUCCCCAGAUCAUCCAUCUCAUCCUCUUCGUUGGGUUUAGCCUGGUGUUCCUCAUCAUCUUAAGCCCCUACUUUCCCAGGGAGCCGUCCUCAGUGCCUCCCAGAGAGGAGAACAGCGAGAAUGAUAAAGCUGAAGUGGGGGAAUGGCUCAGGAUCGGAAAUAAAUACAUCACCUGGAAAGCUUGCAGAAGUCUUUGA